AUAAAAUCACCCCAACAAACACUCAUCUCUCACUCUCAGUCCACACCAUGGCUUCUUUUGGGGACCAAUUAUCUUUCUUUUUGCUCUUGCUGCUUCUUAUCUCACCCCAAAUCCAAGCCAGAGAAGGCAAGCUUUUCAGCUUGUUCUCCCAUUUCAGAACCAUCUACAAUGUCAAAGACCCUCUCCAGAAAACUAAAGUUGAAUCUCCAGCGUUAGCACCAGGACCAGUAACAUUUGAACCAGCAUCAGCACCAGGACCGGUAACAUUUGAACCAGUAUCAGCACCAGCACCAGCACUCGAACCAGCAUCAGCACCAGCACCUUCGGUUGAACAAGCAAUUGGUUCAACAAUACCAUCCGGGCCAGCACCAGAGCCUGAAUUUUCAGAAAGUGGAGAGGGUUAUGGUCUGUAUGGUAGGGGCUCUUAUGACCAAUACUCUCCCACCAAGGAGACUCCUACCACCACCACCACCACAAACUUUGAGCUUCUCAAUGAAGACUUCAAUGAUGAGAGCUACAAAAAGGGCUACCCCAAAACCAACUUCUACAGCAGCAGCAGCAACAACGACAAUGAAGAAGAGUUCAGAAACAAUGUCAACAACAACGAAGAGUUCAGAAACAAUGUAAACAACAACGAAGAGUUCAAAAACAAUGUCAACUACAACGAAGAGUUCGGAAACAAUGUCAACAACAACGAAGAGUUCGGAAACAAUGUCAACAACAAUGAAGAGUUCGGAAACAAUGACAGCAAGUAUGAAAACUUCAAAAACAAUGUUAACAACCACGAAGAGUUUAGCGUCGAUGACAACAACGAAGAGUACAGGAACACUAACACUGGUGGCUAUGCCAGCAACUUCAACGACCGGUUCUUUAACAACAAUGACGAGGGAAAUUACCAGAACAACAACUAUAACGGUAAUGGCUAUGAGGGGAAGAGAGAAGGAAUGAGUGACACGAGGUUCCUGGAUAAUGGCAGGUACUCUUAUAAUGCGAACAGUGUUAAUGAGAAUUAUAACCUUAAUGGGUAUGAAUCGGGGAGAGGGAAUUCUGCUGUAAACGAAGGUUACCAUGAGAAAAGUCAGUAUCCAAAUGAGUUUGACACCAUGGAAGAGUACGAGAAGCAGCAGCAAGAACAAGGUUACAGGCCUUGAGUCUUUUUAGCUUUUGUAUUUUUGUGUGGUGAAAGAGUGAGAGUUGGAGAAACACGAGGCUUACAUAUUGAAAGGAAAAUACUUCUAAUUUAUGAGAUAAUUGUUAUGCUUUAGUUUCUCCUUUCAUCCUUGAUCUUGCACAGUUUCAUGUUUUGCAGAUCAAAGUGAUGGAAAGUAUGCAGUGUUAUCAUUUGUGCAGUGUGAGGUUUUACUUUUUUAAGUACUUUACCAAUUGGAAACUAUACAGCUUUCUGUUUUCAUCGUGUAACAAUUUCAAGGCACAAAACUUAAUGCCUUAUAGUAUAUGACAAAACUUAUGCCUCUCA
Messenger RNA from Vigna angularis (adzuki bean), 1477 nucleotides. RefSeq lists its product as uncharacterized. NCBI's taxonomy places the organism in Eukaryota, Viridiplantae, Streptophyta, Magnoliopsida, Fabales, Fabaceae. The transcript has a single exon. The record is from RefSeq and is a predicted model, not a curated record. The coding region runs from base 48 to 1151 and encodes 367 amino acids.